AUGGCGGCAGUGCAGACCCUGCGCCGCUCACCCGCCCCGCCAGCUCUCGCCCCUUCUGCCAGCUACGAUGAUGCCGACCUGGAUGCAGCCGCGCUGAAGCUGGAUGAACACUCGCGCCUGCUGCGCGCCGACAUGCUGGCGCAACUCCUAGACUGCAAGCGGAAGCUUGGCGAGCGGCAGCAGGCGGCGGCAGCGGCGGCGGCUGCGCAGGGCGCAUCACAGCUGGCCGCAAAGCAGCAGCAGGUGGAUGCUGCCAGCGCUGAGCUGGCACGGCAGCGGGAGAUCGUGCGGCGCACCGGCACCGUGCUGUUCAAGGCGGCGCGAUGGCGGCGGCAGCUCUCUCUGGGCUGCAGAUCAUGGCGUGCCUGGCGGGCGUAUGUGCGCAGGCAGCGCAGUCUGAAGGCCAGGGUGCAGGCUGCCACCGAGCACUACGAAGUUAUGGCACAGGCCGCUUCAGCUGUGGAGGCGGAGCGGCAGCGCAUCACACAGGAGGCGCAGCAGCUCGCCGCCCAGCAUGCACAGCGGCUGGCGGAGGUGGAGCAGCAGCUGGCGGCGGCGCUCGAGGCGCGAGCCGUGCUAGAGGCUGACACGAAGCGGGCGUUCAUGCGGGGGGUCUGCGCCCUGAACUUGGAGGUGAGCCUGCAAUGGCGCUGA
Chlorella variabilis is the source of this 654-nucleotide messenger RNA. RefSeq lists its product as hypothetical. The transcript is spliced from 5 exons. The coding region runs from base 1 to 654 and encodes 217 amino acids. Gene Ontology annotation, cellular component: centrosome. Lineage: Eukaryota; Viridiplantae; Chlorophyta; Trebouxiophyceae; Chlorellales; Chlorellaceae. The record is from RefSeq and is a predicted model, not a curated record.